Messenger RNA from Suillus subalutaceus, 824 nucleotides. RefSeq lists its product as uncharacterized. The transcript has a single exon. Bases 198 to 425 code for a protein of 75 amino acids. The record is from RefSeq and is a predicted model, not a curated record. NCBI's taxonomy places the organism in Eukaryota, Fungi, Basidiomycota, Agaricomycetes, Boletales, Suillaceae.
GUUACCUCAACGACUACAGGAGGAGUGCUCUGGAACGAGUGGACGAUCUGGGACUGCGGGAACUGAUUGACUACAUCUCUCUGAACAGGAGAACCUUAAUCAAUUUCCGUUCGCUUCAGCCCAUUGAAGAUUCGCGGGACACAAUCGAAUUCCGCCUUUUCCCUUCUACGACAAGCUCUGCGUCAUUUCGACAAUACAUGCUGUUUUUGUUAGCUUUCCUUUCGUCUGCCAUACGUGUCGAUACAACAUACUAUAUCGAUCGGAUCGCGGAAUUAUCAAACGCUGAUCUGGACGACCUUCGCCAGUUCAUCGCCCCACACCCCCAUGAAACAGGAGAGGGUUUCGAUACUAUCGCAUUGUUCGACGGAAAGACUUAUGAUGCAGAUGGCAGACGAAAUGAGCAGGGAAUUUCGCUAGCAAAGUGAAACUGGCAGAAGGUCGCUGAAGAGGCCCGCCGCCUUGCGAAUAUGGCCUCACCUCCGAUUUCGAACCUACUCUACACACCUUGGGAUGAUAUCCUUGGUGCUGAACCAUGAUCUUCUGACUCGCCGGAGGCUCUACAUUGUGCACUGGCAUUCAUUAUUAUCAUGCAUUUGCCGUCUAUUCGCACCAACGUCUCACCAUCUCUUCCUUAUCACGCAUUCACUGUCUCUUCGCAUCAACGUUUUCGUAAGGCUCGCCAUCUCUUCCCUAUCACGCAUUCACCGUCUCUUCGCAUCAACGUUUUCGCAAGGCUCGCCAUCUCCUCGCCAUCUCUUCCCUAUCACGCAUUCACCGUCUCUUCGCAUCAACGUUUUCACAAGGCUCGUCAUCUCUUCCCUAUC